Messenger RNA from Symbiodinium necroappetens, 3846 nucleotides. NCBI's taxonomy places the organism in Eukaryota, Dinophyceae, Suessiales, Symbiodiniaceae. The record is from the annotation of a GenBank genome assembly.
AUGAUUCGGGGCCUGUGCAACGUUGGCAAGGUGGAGGAGGCACUGGCAUAUGUGGAAAAGAUGCGCCGCGACACUAUAUACUUGGAUGCUAUGCUGUUCGAUGUGCUGUUGGAAGCCUGCGUCCAUCAGAAUUUCUUUAAGGGAGCGGAGCACCUUCUGGCGCAGAUGAAGGAGCUGGGCAUGCAGCCUUCCAGCGCCACGCUUGCGACCUGCAUCCGGCUGUAUUCCUCUCGUGGUGAACUGCAGCGUGCCAUGUCCAUUUUCGAUGAUAUGUCGCGAGAAUAUCACUUGCAGCCAAAUGCUUAUGUGUACGGAGCUCUUGUAGCUGCUUGUGUUCGUUGCGGAAAGCCCGACUUGGCGAUGUCCACCCACGAACGGAUGGCUGCGGCGGGGUGCAUGCCAAGUGCCCGGACAUACGAGCUUCUGAUCCAGUGUUGCAUUCAGCUUGGCUGGACCGCCAAGGCUGUUGAGCUCUUGGACGCAGCGCUGGGCCUCCGCACGGAGUCCGAGGAUGCGGUGCCAAGGACCCCGGCUUUUGUUGACCCGAAGGUGGUGGAGGACCUUCUCCUCCUGCUCGCACGCCGCAAGCAGGCUUCAAGUCUGGGCGUUCCUCUUUUAAAGCGCUUGGAAGAAGCCGAUUUCGAGCUCCCGGAGCGGGUCGCUGGCAUCGCAGCUGUGGAGCCCACUUGGGAGUCUCAAAGGCUUUGGAGUUUGCCCUUGCCGCCGGGCGAUUGCAAAUUUCUGGGCAGUGAGCUCGAUGCCACUGGCGAAGGUGACCGAUUUGGGGAACUGGAUCGUGAAUUUGUGUUGACGAAUGUUGUCGCUGUCUUCGACCAUGGCCCGGAAGUCCAAGGUCAGCGUUCUUCUUGGGAUGCUGCACUUUUUUCCGCGGUAUUGGCAUUGGCUCACGCAUACAAGAAUUGCGAGGCGAAGCAUUCGCAUCAUGUGUACUCAGCAGGUCUUAUCGAAAACAAAAAGCAGCGCGAGCAAGGGGAGCAAAAGGUCGGGAAGAGCAAGAAGGCACCACUCAAUGAGACAAAGACAGAUUUCAAGGUGAAAAAGGUGCAGCUGCCCUCACAAAGUGCCUUGGACGAGAAGGGCGAGGAGGUCACGCACAGAAGGCUGGGUCUUGCAGAGCUGCUUGCCCACCUUCAGCAUCAUAGCCCCAAGGUGCGACGCGAUGCGUUGCGAGGUCUCCUGGAACUUUGCAAAGAGCACGACAGUGUUCUGCAGGUUCACCUCUCUCGCGUUUUGGAUUCUUUGGCCAUGGUGGCAACGGAUGGAAGCAUGGAUGUGCGGGCGUCCUUCCGCUCCUUCCAGGCCUACAUGCUAGAGGCCCUUCCCCAGGAUGCAAUUGCGGCCUUUUCUACAAACCUUGCACUUCAGGUACGGAGUGCCCUGUCCCACGUGAGCGCGGAGGUGCGAGAGGAUGGUCUCAAGCUUCUGGAGCUUUACCUGAGCCGGCUAGGCAGCGAACAGGUCCUCAGUCACAACGAGGCUUCUCGUGUGGUAGGGACCCUCUGCCAGCUCCACUCUCAUGUCGACUUGGUCCUGCCCUGCCUCCUGCAGUUGCAACCGUGCUUCAAGCGUUCCGGGACCGCGAAGGAUGGCGUCCUGGAGCCAGGGCGCGCCAUUGCCCAGGUAUCCAUGCAAGACGUCCUGGAAGGAAAGCUGAGAGGGCAACAGCCAGGACUGGAAGGUGCGCAAGCCGGGCAGGCCUGCGUCAUGAAAGACAAACCGCUCCGUCCAUGUGCCUUCAUCCAAGUCAGCGCCGGUUCAAGGGCAAUCUUAUUGAAGCUCCUCAUAGGCAUUGCUGUGAUCCUUGCCAUAGCGAAUACCAUGACACGCCGCAAUGUGCUGCAGGGAAAUGCCACGGACAGUGGUGCGCAUCGUGAAGUGAUGCUACUAUGUGAUGCACUCGAUAUUACCCGAUACCACAUGACUUAUGAGCAUAAGCAGGCGACCUCCCACGUUGGAGCCCCAUUGUGCAAUUGCGGUCAGAUGUGGAUCAACGAAAGCAGGGACAAGGUUCCAGGGAAAGCACUGGGAGACCAGCCAGGUUGGAUCCGUUUGCGCGUGGUGGCCGUCCUCGAGCGCACUCUGGAAGGACUUGUCGCCGGUUCAACGUCUUCCAUGAGUGCUUCGUCCCAGCCGUCGGCCGCGCAGGUCGCAUCGCUGAGCGGCUUGGUCCGUCGUGAGGAGUGGCCAAUGCGAGUGGAUGCGCAGAGCCCGUUCCGCCAGCUCGCGGACUCCAUCAACCUUCGCAUGGCACGCGUCAUGGCACUCUUGGCAUGUGGUGCAGCGCCGGCAGACACAGCACCCAAGCAUUUGCAGCGGCUCGCGCCGGGCCCCAAUCUUCUUGAUGCAGGCUGCACUGGCAGUGCGCGGAAGCCCAGCAGUUUGCUGGAAGAGCGCUCUUUCCUGGCACACUCGGCACUGCCAUGCCUGCAGACCGCAGAGUCCCCCUGCGCAGAGUUGCUCGGGGCCUUGUCUUUCGCUCAAAGUGCUCGUGGUGCAGAAUCCGGUGGCGCGAACCUGGGUGAAGCAGCGUCAGAGCGCUUGGUACCGGGAGGUGCGAGAUGGUUGGGCAUCCAGAACACAACUGAAAAGCUCCGUGCCGUUGUGCACAUCCUGCACCCGCCUUUAGCCUCGCACACAUCUCCGGUGCGACCCGCAGCCGUGACCAGUCUGCAAUGCUACGGCCAAUGCGACCGUUGCGUCCGCUUCACCGAGGCUCAUUUCCAUAGCUGGAGACCCCAGGACCACGACCACGACCAUGUGGACAUGUCGCUGGGCCUGGGCCUGCCUUUGCAUGGAAGCGGCUCCGCGAAGGCUGCUGCGUUUCUGCAGGGUCCACACGACCAGUCGUGGCACGCUCUAGGAUCUCAGUCCGACACGCAGUCGGAUGCAAACCAAGGUUUCAGCGCAGCGGCAUGGCCUAGGGAGAUCAGCGCCCGGCAUGGCACGUCGUUCCUCUUUGACAAGGAGACGAUGUCCAAUGUGGUAGGUGCCAUGAAGGCAACGCCACCUGUCGCGUUAAUACCUUUGCAUGCCGCUUCCAUUGUCUUCUCGUUGCCCGGGCACAUUGCCUUCGAGCUAGGCGAAGGCUACCUUUUUGGCUUCCAGAAGGGCCUCGAGCUGGCCUUCGUUGGGAAAGCCGUGGGAGCACUGGCCGCCUUUGGCGUUGGUCGGUCAGUGGGCUGCUGUCAAGAGCUGCGCGAGUCACUCAGACAGCGAAUGGAGUCUUGGCCCGUGGCGACGAAGGCAGCCAAGAGUGUUGAGCAGGGAGGGCAUGCAUCCGUCUUCCUUGUCAGGAUAGCACCACUCCCUUGCGUUGUCAAGAACUACGCAUUGUCCCUGCUCACGGACAUUCCGUGGAGCAUUUUUGUGCCAGGGACCCUGCUUGGACUCCUGCCGACCACAGCUGCCCACGUUUACGCAGGUACUCUUGCACCCACGUCGGCAGAGCUCAUGAGCGGACAAGGAGCCGCGAUGAAGGUCGUGGCAGCGGCAACCACCAUGGGUGGCGUUGCUUUCCUGGGUUUGUUGGCAGCGUACUGCUUGCAACGGCGAUUAACGGAAAAGCACGAGGACGAGGAAGAGCUUGAGAAGGAGCUGCCCCAGGUAGUUGCGAGGCCUGGGCAGCAGAAGGACGUGGAGACAGUGAAGCUCUUCCGGCCUCAGAAGCCCAGCGAUGCAAUGGUCAAGCCUUUCUCCGUGACGGGCACCCUGAGCCACAGCCUUCAAGUGCUUGACCAUUUGUGGUCCUGCGUGGGUUCCAGCAUCGUGCCCGGACAGGAGCUGUUUCGGCUUUCUGCCUCUGGCGGAGGUUUGAGCACUGCUUGA